Messenger RNA from Ophidiomyces ophidiicola, 1356 nucleotides. RefSeq lists its product as uncharacterized. The record is from RefSeq and is a predicted model, not a curated record. NCBI's taxonomy places the organism in Eukaryota, Fungi, Ascomycota, Eurotiomycetes, Onygenales, Onygenaceae. Bases 1 to 1356 code for a protein of 451 amino acids. The transcript has 4 exons. Gene Ontology annotation, cellular component: extracellular region.
AUGAAGACCUUUUCCUCCCUCCUCUUGCUGGCCUCCGCCGGCCUAGCUAAUGCUGCCGGCCCCGAACUCAUGAGCGAAUUGAUGUCGUUGAAACUUCGAGACCAUGAAUCCAUGGUGAAAAAGGGGUACUUCCGGCCUGAAAGAUAUCGCACAACUGACGGCGUGACAAAAUGUGUCAAUGGUAAGGCUGGCGAAUAUAGUUGCAAGAAUGUCGACAUGUAUGGGUUCAUUCCCCACGGCAACCUUGGCAGCAAAACUCGAGUUGGAAAUGAUGUCUGGGGCUGGACGUCUCCGGACGGACGAGAGUUUGGAGCCGUUGGACAAUCCGACGGCACCGCUUUUGUGGAAGUUAAGAAGGAUGGUAGCUUGGUGUAUCUGGGUAGACUUGCAACUCAAACCACCAAUAUUACGUGGCGUGACAUGAAGAUUAUCGACGGCUACUGCUACAUCGGCGCCGAAUCUCCUGGGCAUGGCCUUCAAGUUUUUGAUAUGAGAAAGUUGCUCAAUAUUACAACACCGCGAGAGUUCAGCAAGGAGACGGAUAUGACAGCGUGGUUCAGUGGAUUUGGAAGCUCUCAUAAUGUCGUAUCAAAUGAGGACACGAAGAUGAUCUACGUUGUGGGAACUGCAAGAAAUUUGACCUGCAAGGGAGGUCUCUGGAUGCUUGAUGUGAGAGAUCCUUCCAGACCUAAGUCUCUUGGCUGCGCCCACCAAGAUGGAUAUGUACAUGAUGCCCAGUGCGUAAUUUACAAGGGCCCUGAUUUCAAAUAUCUCGGCCAUGAGAUUUGCUUCAAUUACAACGAAGAUACUCUCACUAUCAUGGACGUCACAAACAAAGAAAAGCCAGUUAUCAUUUCAAAGACCCCUUAUAUGGGCGCUUCAUACACUCACCAGGGUUGGUUGACCGACGAAGACAAUAUGGAAUACCUCCUUUUAGACGAUGAGCUUGAUGAGAUGCGAAAGAAUGGCACUGCCGCAAACGGACACACUACCACAUAUAUUUUCGAUAUCAAAAACCUGGCAAAACCCAAGAACACCGGAGCUUACCAGUCACCUGCCAAAGCUAUUGACCACAAUCAAUAUGUUGUAGACGGUCUUACGUACCAGUCUAACUAUGGUAGCGGCCUGCGAAUUGUGGAUAUUAGUUCCGUAAAAAAGGAUCCAACAGGAAAGUGGUUCAAGGAAACAGGGUACUUCGACUGCCAUCCAGAAGAUGAUGCUCAGGGUGGCGCCGUUGCCUUCACUGGUACCUGGAGUAACUACCCAUACUUCUCUAGUGGAUACAUCCUUCUCAAUAGCAUUGAAAGGGGUAUCUACUCUCUGAAGUACACAGGGCCUAAACGGCAUCAUCACUGA